AAUCAAACAAAAACCGUUUUCAAGCAAGCACCUUUCUUCUUCUAAACUGCCAUGGAUGCCGCUUCGUGCUCAGUUCUCCGAGCUCAGCCCUUUUCUUCCGCCGUUUUCCCGCCAAGUAACAACCCCACCGCCCGCUUCUUCGCCCUCCCCAAGAACGACCCCAACUUGGUCCCUUCAUUUUCGUCCACUUUCCCAAGAAACUCAACUUUUCCCGGAAAAUGCCUGCACUUCGACCGGUUCGCCGUUUUCAGCUGGCUAUCCGGCGCUCAAGACCAGAACCCGUCUCAGGAACUCGCUGUUCUCCUCGAAGUCGACGGGGUUCUUAUGGAUGCUUACCGGCUGGGGAACCGCCAAACCUUCAAUGCAGGUGAGAAAAUGCAGUAA
Malus domestica (apple) is the source of this 384-nucleotide messenger RNA. NCBI's taxonomy places the organism in Eukaryota, Viridiplantae, Streptophyta, Magnoliopsida, Rosales, Rosaceae. The record is from RefSeq and is a predicted model, not a curated record.